Chlorocebus sabaeus (green monkey) is the source of this 1008-nucleotide messenger RNA. The record is from RefSeq and is a predicted model, not a curated record. NCBI's taxonomy places the organism in Eukaryota, Metazoa, Chordata, Mammalia, Primates, Cercopithecidae.
GGCGCAGAUGGCGGCGGCGCACGGCGCCUGAGCGGGCUGGGGCCAUGAGCGCCGCCCGGCCCCAGUUCAGCAUUGAUGAUGCCUUCGAGCUGUCCCUGGAGGACGCGGGCCCUGGGCCCGAGUCCAGCGGGGUCGCGCGCUUUGGGCCGCUGCACUUCGAGCGUCGGGCCCGGUUCGAGGUGGCUGACGAGGACAAGCAGUCCCGGCUGCGCUACCAGAACCUGGAGAACGAUGAGGAUGGAGCCCAGAUCUCUCCGGAGCCGGAUGGGGGAGUCAGCACCAGGGAUUCCGGCCGAACUUCCAUCCGCAGCUCCCAGUGGUCCUUUAGCACCAUCAGCAGCGGCACCCAGCGCUCCUACAACACCUGCUGCAGGUGAGCCUGCCCACCUGAGCCCCCAGCCAAGCAGCCCUGGCUCUACCCCUGCAGCCUCCUGCACCCCCUCCCUCCACCUCCUUCACAUUCACCCUGCUCUCCUGCCACCCAGCUGGACCCAACACCCUUUGAUCCAGAAGAACCGUCGAGUGGUGCUGGCCUCCUUCCUGCUCCUGCUGCUGGGGCUGGUGCUGAUCCUGGUCGGCGUGGGACUGGAGGCGACCCCCUCUCCAGGUGUCUCCAGCGCCAUCUUCUUCGUGCCGGGCUUCCUGUUGUUGGUGCCUGGAGUCUAUCACGUGAUCUUCAUCUACUGCGCGGUCAAGGGCCACCGGGGCUUCCAGUUCUUCUACCUGCCCUACUUCGAGAAGUGACCGCGGCGCAGCGUGGACUCCUUGCAUCCACGUGGGCGUCUCUCUGACCCACGCCCUGUUCCGUUCCCCUCAUCUCAAGGGAAGAGGCCCUCCAGGGCCCUCGAAACCCCAGCCCCUAGGGAGUUUGCUCAGGAAGUUUGGGGAAUGCAGGCCUGGCCCUGGGAAAGCCGCCCCUCGCCUGCUCUGUGCCUUAACUUAUUCUCGGGCCGUGCGGCUGCUAGGUUGCUAUUAUUUUGUGCUAAUAAAAGAGUAGUUAAUUCCACC